UUCAGUGAGCAUUUCUGAGAGAUAAGAUGGUAAAUUACGCAUUGAGAGAAGUGUUCCAAAGAAAUUCGCGGCAUGUGUUAUUAAUUUAGUACCAAAAACACGGGUUUUCUUUUUUCUUUCUUGAGCUAUCUAGUACAAUCCCAAUCCACACUCCUUUCCCGUCGGUGGCGGUAAUGCUCAUAAAUGUUGGUUACCAACCGCCAUACAACCCAAAGAAGAAGACCUUUAACGUCAAUAAGACCAUUCGCUGCUAAUACUUACAUUACUGCAAAUUAAAGAUUGAAUAAAAAUGGUCAUCUAUGAAUACGGGUAAGUUUUUUUUCUUUUUUUUUCUUCGCCAUAAUCUUGACGCUUACCAGUUCUGUUGGUUUUGUUCAGCAAAUCCGGUUUCUUCUCUUUCGCCAAUUUAAUCGUGCGUUUUCUAAAACCCACGCGACUGUAAAAUUCAUUUUCAGUUUGAAGACAUCGUCCUAGUUCGGCUUUACCUCGCUCUAUGUGGAAUUGUCAAUAAGAUUACAAUCUGUUAAAGAUGUCGCUAAAUAAUGUUCGCCUGUUAAAAUGUUUUUCCACAUUCUUCAUCCUACACCAGGCCUAGUAGCCCAAGACGUUUUUUCCUUCCCAGUGACGGCUGAAAGGCAGCGGUUUUUAGAACGUAACGUUAUAGCUCGAGGUAAUUAGCUAAUUUAUACAUUUAUAGCGACAGAUUAGCAAACUAGCUAGUUUAGUAACGUAGCUACAGACAUUUCUGAUUAAAAUGCAUUUAAAAAAAAAAAACUGCUCUAGAAUAGGUAUGUAACGUUACGUUACACAUAAUCUGUGCUUGAACCUGCGACCGGACCUGCUGCUUGGGAGUCUUCCAGUCACCAUUGAGGAUUUUUCCACAUGGCACACCUGACCUGUCCUGAUGACUUGGAAAGGCUGAGGAAGCAGUAACGUCGCUGUGACUUUGUGAGAUUAAACGCUGCAAUCAGGUUGACCCAUCCUGGUUAUUAGGAGCAGUGGGCAGCCACAGUGCAGCGCCCGUUGUGCAUGAGAUUUAUCAACUACUCCAUCUAACGACUGUGUUUGGGAAACCCGUGUGAUGAGCUGCACUUCUGCACACCUUUGAGCAGCAGGAUGAUGCAGGCAGGAGUCUGUCUGAGACAGGACACUGAGACAACACUACCAGAGCUCACUGAGCAGCACAGGAUCAGACUGAAAGAAGAGGAACUUAGUGGACUGGAGUCAGAGACAGAGUGUGCUGCCCCAGGACUCAACACACUGGAGCCAGAGUGUGUUACAGCACACAGCGGGGUCAGUGAUGUACACCACACACACACAUCAGUGAUAAAAACAGAAGCUGAUCUGGACUCCACCCACACUGGGGAUCUUAUUAAGACAGAGAAUCUCAACCGUACAGAGCUGGGAUAUGUGACCCAUCUGCAUCCUGACCAAAUCAAAACAGAGACUGAAGAUGGAGGAUACCUUGAGGCAGAAUGCAUCAGUGACUUGCAGGAUAUUGAAUGUUUUGAUGUUAAAUCUGAUCAAUUGAAAUGUGAAUCCAGUGAAAGUUUAGUGAGUGAUCUCAUGAACACUGUGAUGGACGGAGCUGGUGUUGAUCACGCAGACCAGACUGAACCACGGCAAUGUGCAAGAGAGCCAAACUGUAAAAAAGAAGAAAUGCAUGAAUUGCCAACCCAUUGUGAGGACUUAAGUCAUCACUGUGACAAAAGCACUGAAAACAUUCUGACCAGAAUUGUUCAGAAAAGUGUCAGCCAUAGCGUAAAGCCAAGGCAUUGGAAGAGACCGAGCGUGAAAACUGAACCAAUGAUAAUUCAUUUAAUGCAUAAGGAGACAAUGUCUGCAGAUGAAAGUGAAAUUCAAACGGGGGAAAUUCCGUACAAGUUUACACAGUGUGAGAAAUAUUUUCCCACAAAAUCUGAUUUGAAUACACACCUGAGAAUUCGCACAAUGGAGAAACCAUACAAAUGUAUUCAAUGUGGGAAGUGUUUUUCCAACAUUUGUUUUUUAAAUAGGCACCACAGAAUUCAUAAAGCUGAAAAGCCAUACAAAUUAUCCCAAGCAAGUACUUUAAAUACACGCGAGACGAUUCAUACAAGUGAAAAGCUGUACACGUGUACAGGGUGUAAAAAGUGCUUUCGCACAGAAUCUGACUUGAAUACACACCUGAAAAGUCAUGCAGGUAAAACACCAUACCAGUGCGUACAGUGUGACAAGUGUUUCCGUACAAAAUCCGCUUUAAAUAUGCAUGAGAGAAUUCAUACAGGUGCAAAUGCGUACACGUGUAUUGAGUGUGGGAAGUGUCUGAGCACGAAGUGGAAUUUAAAUGUACACCUGAGGAUUCACAGCCAUGACAGCCAGGUGAGGCCGUACAGGUGUGCUCAGUGCGAAAAGUCUUUUCGUAGAAAAUCUGAUCUAAAUAUACAUCUGAGAGCUCAUGCAGGUGAAAUGCCCUACAAAUGUACGCAGUGUGAGAAGUGUUUUCUUACAAAUUAUUCUUUAAAAAUGCACUUCAGAAUUCAUACAGGUGAAAGGCCCUACAAUUGUACGGAGUGUUGGAAGUGCUUUACCUCAAUAUCUGAUUUAUAUAGCCAUCAGAGAAUUCAUAGAGGUGAAAAGCCCUACAAAUGUACACAGUGUGGUAAGUCUUUUAGUAACAAUUCUUCUUUAAGUGUACAUCUAAGAAUUCAUACGGGCGAAAAGCCAUACAAAUGCACACAGUGUGAGAAGUGUUUUGCAAAAAACUCUGAUGUAAAAAGACAUCUGACAAUUCAUACAGGUGAAACCUCAUACAAGUGCACACACUGUGACAAGUGUUAUAGAAAAAAAAUAUAUUUUGAUAGACACCUGAGAGUUCAUACAGGUGAAACCUCAUACAAGUGUGCACACUGUGACAAGUGUUUUAGAAAAAAAAUAUAUUUUGAUACACACCUGAGAAGUCAUACAGGUGAAAAGCCCUACAAAUGUAUUGAGUGUGGGAAUUAUUUUAGUCAAAAGUCUGCUUUAAAUAUACAUCUGAGAAUCCAUACUGGCGAAAAGCCAUACAAGUGCACACAAUGUGAGAAGUGUUUCAAUGCAAAAUCUGAUUUAAAUGCACACCUGAGAAUUCAUACAGGUGAAAAGCCCUACAAGUGUAUUGAGUGUGGGCACUGUUUUAGUAAAAAGUCUGCUUUAAAUAUACACCUGAGAAUCCAUACUGGCGAAAAGCCAUACAAGUGCACACAGUGUGAGAAGUGUUUUAAUGCAAAUUCUGCUUUACAUAAACACCUGAGAAUUCAUACAGGUGAGAAGCCCUUCAAAUGUACUCAAUGCGGGAAGGGUUUUUCCAGAGCAUCAGGUUUAAAUAGCCACCAGUGGAUUCAUACAGGUGAGAAGCCCUACAAAUGUACACAGUGUGAAAAGUGUUUUAAUGCAAAAUCUGAUUUAAAAAAACACCUGAGAAUUCAUACAGGUGAAAAACCCUACAAAUGUACGCAGUGUGAAAAGUGUUUUAAUGCUAAAUCUGAUUUAAAUAUACACCUGAGAAUUCAUACAGGUGAAAAGCCCUACAAAUGCGCACAGUGUGAAAAGUGUUUUAGAACAAAGUCAGAUUUAAAUAAACACAUGAAAAUUCACACAGGUGAAACUACAUACAAGUGUACACAGUGUGACAAGUGUUUUAGAACAAAAACGUAUUUUCAUAGACACUUGAAUUCAUGCCGGUGAAAAGCUCAAGUAAUGUGCACUAGUUUUGUAGUUCCAAUGACUGGAACAUUUCCUGUAAAAACAAGUCAUUGUUCUUUCAUAAAAAUAAUUCAUUUGAAUUCCUUCAAUGUAAAAUGUAAUUCUUUGUAGAUUGAAGGAUGUUAUUUUGUGAUAAAACUGUAUUUUUCUUUUCUCAGAAAUGAUGUGAACUGUUUGGAUGUAAAUAAUUAAAAAUUAAAAAAUCUUUAAAAAAAUAAAAUAAUACAAUGUAUCUUUUUUAUUUUUUAUUUUUUUACUGCCACUGUAGAGCUGUAAUGUUAUGUGUGUAAUGUGUCUUGCUAAAGCUAAUCAGUACACUUCAGACAGUGCAUUUUAUUUGAGAUAUCAGUUGAGGGUCUUUGUUUCACUGAGUGGCAUAUACAGCCCCCUCCAAAAGUAUUGAAAUGGCAAGGUCAAUUCUUUUGUUUUUGCUAUACACCGAACAAUAAAUAGUUCUGAAUGUAAACUCUUGGUUUUUGCCUGUGAAGACUGCAUUUGUGUGAAUCAAGAUGGACCAACAUGAAGACCAGAGAGCUGUCUUUUUGAGAAAAACAAGCCAUUUUGAAGCUUAGAAAAGAGGGGAAAGUGGAGCAUUGGUGAUAGCUUGUACAACAACUUGGAAUGUCCUGAAAAAGAAAGAAACCGCUGGCUUACUGAGCAACAGACAUCGAACAGGUCGACCACGGAAACCAACAGCACUUCAUGACAGAAAUAUUGUGAGAGCUGUGACGAAAAACCAGGAAAUAUCAGUCUGUGACAUCACAAACAAUCUGCUCAGGGCAGGGGUGAAGGUAGCUCAAUCAACUAUUUGAAGAACUCUUUGAGAGCAGCAACAUAGAGGGUUUACCAGAAGAUGCAACCAGUCAUCAGUAGUAAGAAUCGGAAGGUGAGAUUACAAUUUGCAAAGGAGUACAGAGAUGACCCACAAAAGUUAUUGAACAAAGUUUUAUGGACAGAUGAGACCAAGAUUAACCUCUAGCAAACUGAUGGAAAGGCCAAAGUGUGGAGAAAGAAGGGAUCUGCUCAUGAUCCAAAACAUACAAGCUCAUCUGUGAAGCACGGUGUAGGAAGUGCCAUGGCUUGGGCUUGCAUGACUGCUUCUGGAGUGGGCUCACUAAUCUUUAUUGAUGAUGUUACCUGUGAUGGUAGUAGCAGGAUGAAUUCAGAAGUCUACAAAAACAUUGUCUGCCAACUUACGGAAAAAUGUAUCCAAACUAAUUGGGAGGAACUUUAUCAUGCGGCAAGAGAAUGACCCAAAACAGACUAUCAACACAACAAAGAUCAUGGUGAAAAAGUGGAAGGUUUUAGACUGGCCAAGUCAAUCACCAGACCUUAACCCAGCUGAGCAUUUCACCUCCUGAAGAAGAGAUGGAAGGGAAAAAAACCCCAAAACAAACAAUGUAAAAGCCUGGAAAAUCAUCACAAAAGAAGAAAGGAACAGUUUGGUGAUGUCAGUGGGUCACAGGGUUGAUGCAGUUAUUGCAAGAAUGGGGUAUGCGACCAAAUAUUAAGUGUUAUUUACUUUCAUUUACUUAAAUACUCUCUGUUCCAAUACUUUUGCUCACCUAAAAAUUUGGUGGUCUGAUCGCAAAGGUGCCAUGUUCGAAGUAGUUUAACACAUCUAGGAAACAAAAGCUGAAAUUCUGAACUCUUGUCUUGUGUUCAUCUCAACCCCAAAUGCAUUCAGUGUACAGCAAAAACAAAAGGAAUUGGUGUUGCCGU
Messenger RNA from Conger conger (European conger), 5445 nucleotides. Its product is annotated as zinc finger protein 271-like. Bases 1117 to 3705 code for a protein of 862 amino acids. The transcript is spliced from 4 exons. Lineage: Eukaryota; Metazoa; Chordata; Actinopteri; Anguilliformes; Congridae. The record is from RefSeq and is a predicted model, not a curated record.